AUGGAAGAAAUGGUGCUGAAUAAUGACGGAACUGACUUUAGCAGGUCUCGAAAUCUUUUCUUCACAACUGUAAAACAUACAUGCCAAAAGGCUUUUUUUAUGAUUGUUUCUCCAAGAAACACUGGUUCCAUUUGUCGGAUGCUCCCUUUAUUUGUCAAAUCACGCUCCAACGCAGGCAGAAAAGUGCAGGAACCGGCAAUCAAUCGCACAUCUUUUUUGAUGUGUGGCAAAAAACACGGAUCGGAUCGGCGGGUUUGGGAAAGAAAAAAAAAUGGGGGUUUGACUGAUGUCAUGUUCAAAUCUGGGAGGAAGGGAUCAAAAAGUCACGUGCACUGACGAUAUUUUUUGCAACAAAAAAGGCUCUUAGAUCCCUCUGCAGCCCAUUCCAAUCACGAAGACAAAAACUUUAGACAUGUCGACGGAGCAAGCAUCUUCUUCCAAUGCUCGGAUGGACCAUGGGAAUUCGUCAAUAGUGGAAAACGCCUCGACGGAUAUUCCCGCAGAGACGGUCGAAAACAACGCAACGGCCAUGGAAGUCGACAAGGAUACGACGGGAUCGAAUUGGCCCCGUGUGUCAUUACGCGAUAUUCCCGACACGGACAUAAACGCAGAGUCAUAUACGGUGCCUAACUUGGAUCCUGUCGAGCAAAGACAAUAUAUGGAAUCGAGACUGACUCAAGCCGAAGUCGACAACGAGCAUUCCGCAGGGUAUCUUCUCCACAAAGAAUGGUAUGACCGCUGGCGAUGUCUGGACCUUGAAAGCGAUCCCACGAAACAAACAGACACAUCCGCUGCUGGACGCAACAUUGGAACGAUUGACAACAUGCCUUUACUGGAAGCGGAUGGAGUGACUCUCAAGAACGGCCUGCAAAAAGAUGUCGACUAUAUUGUCCUGCCGGCUCGACUGUGGGAUUGUUUGUACCAAUGGCAAGGAGGCGGUGGGCCAUGCAUGCCAGAAACGGAUAUCAUCUCGGACGCGAGAUCAAGUCACGAUACCGAUCUGGUUCGCCUCAAGCUGUAUAUAAUGGCACCUUGCCCCUCUCUCACUCUGAGCGAAUGUCCUACGAUUGCCAUUUCCGAACAAGCCACUAAGAAGCAGUUAAAGGCGACAAUUGUGGAUGUCUUGGGGCUGCCAUCGACCGCUGAAAUUCGAGUGUGGGUUAUCGAAUCAGAGCCCGACGUGCUUUUUCCACCGUUCGUUGCCGUUGAGGAAGUCAAGACGACGCAAUUGAUAGAUGUGUCAAAUGACGCCAUAACACAGGAGGUGAUGGGUUUGUCGAGUGGAGCGUACGUCGUAGAAAUAAAGGACUCCGUCAAUGGACUUUACCCUACCGAAAAAGGUGUCAUGGAGACUACUGUGCCCGAAGCGGAACCCAUCUCGACGACGCCAUCUCGACGACGACGAUCAUCAUCUUCCAGUUCAAUUUCGAGUCAUACUUCGUGGUCUUCGUCUUCGAGUGGACGCGUGAGUCGCGAGUUCCUCAACCUCCGAGCAUCCUCGGGUACCCCGCCAUUCUCCGUUCCCAAUGGCCCAGCAGAUGACGCCUCGAAAAUCAAAACACCCAUGUACGAAAAGGGCGUGUGUGGCCUGUCCAAUUUAGGCAAUACAUGCUUUAUGAACUCGGCUCUUCAAUGUUUGAGCAAUACACCUCAAUUGACUGCAUGGUUUCUGGCGGGAAACGACAAAAAGGACUUGAAUAGAGACAACCCGUUGGGUAUGCAAGGCCAAGUCGCUGAAGCGUACGGUAAUCUGAUUGCCAAGUUAUGGAGUGGCCACACUGCCAGCGUUGCCCCCAGAGAUUUCAAGUAUACGAUUGGACGGUUCAAUCACGCUUUCAAUGGAUAUCAGCAACAUGAUUCACAGGAAUUGUUGGCGUUCUUGCUGGAUGGUCUGCAUGAGGAUCUAAACCGCAUCCUGAAAAAACCGUAUGUUGAGCUUCCGGAUUUUGUCGGUAUGCCGGAUCAUGAAAUUGCGCAGCAGAGCUGGAAUUACCACAAGGCUCGUAAUGAUUCUGUGAUUGUUGACCUGUUUCAGGGACAGUUCAAAAGCAAAUUGAUCUGUAACGAAUGUGAAAAGGUCUCUGUAACCUUUGAUCCCUUUAUGUAUCUAUCGUUGCCGCUCCCGAUUCAAAGGGAAAAGAAGAUCCGAAUCACCUACGUCCCUUAUGAUCCUUCGCAACAAGCUAUUUCUAUGAUUGUGACCAUUAACAAAGACAAGAGUGUGGGACAUCUUAUGAACGAAGUGGCCAAGAUGAUGGAGAUCGAGGAUUCAUCUACACUACUCCCUGUAGAAAUCUUUGAUCACAAGAUAUACAAGCAAUUCGCUCUGUAUGAACCUGUCAGUAGCAUCAACAAGACAGACAAUGUACGAGUGUACCAGCUUCCGGUUUCGUUUCCUCAAGGGGUGGUUAAAACAAAGAAAAACGGAUCGGCGUUCUCAAGCACGGAUGAUGAAGACGAUACCAUGGACGAUGUAGAUAAUGAAGAUCGUCAUAUUAUCUUCCCUGUCUAUUGCUCAAUGACCGAUGAAGGCUAUUCGAAAUCUCAGUACUUCGGUUAUCCCAUCUUUUUGAGUCUUCCUUGGAAAGCUGCGGACAAAGUGGACAAUGUAUAUCAACUGAUCUCGCAGCAUAUGGAACGCUAUACCAUCAUGAAACUUUUUGAAGAAGUCAAAUACACAGCAACCGAGGAAGAAGAGUCAUCCAAGGAAAGCACCACUACCGCAAACGAGGUGACUAGUGCUCCUGCUCCCGCCAAAGAUGAUGCGUCCAUGGAUAUUGAUGAAGCUACUACUCCUGUACCGAUUCACAACCCUGCCGCGGUCAUAGCAGCUGGCGGACGCGAAAUGAAGGCCAUUCGUAACAUGUUUACCAUGAGAGUUUUCACUGAAAGACCCAACUAUUACCGAUCUUCUUCCGAACCUCUUCUGCCUCUGUCUACUCCUUACAUGUCGGCAAGUAGCCUUCCUGACUUGGCGGAGCGUGCUGCCAAAGAAGCGGAAUUGCAGCGAGAAUACGAAAAAGAAAAGGAACAGCAACUGAUUGCACCCGACACGGAAUCUGUGCCGUCAUCCGAUGAACAGAACACAGACACCAUGGCUAUUGCGGCGGACGAGGAAAAACCGGAAGAAAAGGAAAACGAGAUGAUGAACGCUCAAAGCCCUGAACAUAAUGAUCAGGACAAAGGUCCUCAGACGGACGACGAUGAUGAGGACGAGGUUGUGGAAGACGCAGCUUCUGUUUUCCAGAGUGGAUCCACAGACAGUGGCAUGAUUUUGCCCGGACCGUUCAAAAAAUCCAAGCUUGUGGAACCGCCAAAGAAGAAAUUGCGUCGUCAACCACGAUGCAUUCUUCGUCAAGGAGAAGGCAUUAUCAUUGAAUGGAGCAAAACCAAGGCUUGUCAGUUCUUUGGUACAGCAACUCAUGGGUCCGGUAUUGAUGAUAAGGGUUUUGAAGACGUACGAGAUAUCGGUGAUCCCAAUGCAAAGGAUGAUGUUGACGAAGAAAAGAAAAAAGUGAGCUUGAGUAACUGUCUGGAUGAAUUUACCAAGGAGGAACAGCUCAGCGAGGAGGAUCUAUGGUAUUGUCCACAAUGCAAGAAGCAUCAGCGAGCACGGAAGAAGUUUGACCUCUGGCAUUUGCCCGAAAUUGUUGUGGUCCACCUGAAGCGAUUCAGCCAUUCGAGAACGUGGCGAGACAAGAUUGACGCGUAUAUUGAUUUCCCCAUUGAAGGUCUUGACCUUACCGAUCGUGUUCUCGGUUUUAAUCCGCCGCAAGAUGGCAAGGAAAUUGACCAAAAGCUGAUUUACGACUUGUAUGCUGUCGAUAAUCACUUUGGAGGUUUAGGUGGUGGCCAUUAUACUGCUUACGCCCAAAAUUGCAAUGACGGCCACUGGUACAAUUUUGAUGAUUCACAUGUUAGCAAAGUCACCGCAACUGAUGCACAGACCAAUGCAGCUUACUUGCUUUUCUAUAAGCGUCGACGGGCGGCCGCCCCAACUGCGGCCAAUGAUACGGUAGACAUGGAGCAAGACGCUGAGAACACACCACAAGAAGAACCCGAAAGCUCCAACGAAACCCCGUUAAAUAAUGAUUAAUAGAUUAUGUCCUACUUUUCCUUUUUUUUUUCCUACACCACAAGAAAACUAUAAAAAAGUGAAAAAAAAACACCCUAAUCCAAG
Radiomyces spectabilis is the source of this 4180-nucleotide messenger RNA. RefSeq lists its product as uncharacterized. Gene Ontology annotation, biological process: protein deubiquitination. The record is from RefSeq and is a predicted model, not a curated record. The transcript has 8 exons. The coding region runs from base 413 to 4096 and encodes 1227 amino acids. Gene Ontology annotation, molecular function: cysteine-type deubiquitinase activity. NCBI's taxonomy places the organism in Eukaryota, Fungi, Mucoromycota, Mucoromycetes, Mucorales, Radiomycetaceae.